This is a messenger RNA of Magnolia sinica, 987 nucleotides long. RefSeq names its product phytolongin Phyl1.1-like. The coding region runs from base 93 to 533 and encodes 146 amino acids. Gene Ontology annotation, cellular component: membrane. The transcript is spliced from 2 exons. Lineage: Eukaryota; Viridiplantae; Streptophyta; Magnoliopsida; Magnoliales; Magnoliaceae. The record is from RefSeq and is a predicted model, not a curated record.
UCGGGAAUGACUUGUGAGUUUGUUUGAUUUUUAAGCCCCAGGCAUAGAAACAAUAGGCAGUUCUUGACAAUUUUGAGAUUUGAUAAGACUUUAUGCAGAUGGAUUCCAUUCAAAACAUAGUUUAUUAUUGCUGUGUUGCCAAGGGAAAUAGGGUUCUUUACACUUACGAUGCAGGAGAUCAAGAAAUCGAGGCACUGGUUGCAGUUUUCUUAGAGAGAACCCCACCUUUUCACAUCUGGUAUUUCAAAACAGUUGGGCAAAGGACUUAUGGAUUUCUAAUGGAAGAUGGGUACGUUUAUUUCACUAUUGUAGAUGAAGUUCUUGGAAAUGCAAGGGUCCUCCGGCUUCUAGAACAUGUCAAGGAUGGGUUUAAGAAGGUGGUGAAGAACGGUUCGAGGAGUAAUUUAGCUAGUUCGAACCCCAUCUGCAUAGAAGAACAACUGCGGAUGGUUCUCGCAAUUGAUGCAGUUAUCUGCUUGGUUUUGUUUGGGAUUUGGUUAAGGAUUUUCCACGACUUUCAGUGCAUUCGUUGAGAUAGCUCUCUUGAUCUUGAAUUGGAGUGGGAUUAUGCUUGUGUGGUAUUAAUGAGCAUUUCUGUAGAAUUGAUAAGUGACAUAAAUGCUUUUUACAUAAAACAAAAAUGGUUUUAUUGAGAAAUUUGCAGGAACAUUUUGUUGUAUAUAUAUUACACACCUUUGUAGAGUAUAGUCCCAAAUCUAGGCAUGUGAAAAAAGCAUACAAAUGAAAUCCAGCAGUUUAGUGUGUAAUAGUAAAAUUCCGUCCUUUCAGGCCUGCUGCAGGACAUUCCGACUCACAGAAAGAUGAACAGGGUAUCCCAAUUCACGCCUCGCAUACAAAGGUAUGAACGCUGAAAUAGCUCCUGCAAUUCUUAGUUAUUCCUUGUACAUGUUUUCCACAGCUUUUAUAGGAAAGCAAUGUUGUUAUCUUACAUGAAAAAUGUAUAAGAUUUCCUGCUAUUUCUGUAUC